GUUAAAAUCAGCUGUGGAGUAAGCAGCACGAGCGGUAUCUGGUGGGGAAAACGCAAGGCGUUGUCGGCAGAUCCGAGCACAGGGGUGGAUCCGAGGCGAUAGUUUUGUCUCGACAGUUGGCGCCAGAUUCCGAGAGUUUACGUGCACAUAUUGAGUGCAGAGUGUACGUUUGAAUGUUCGCCAUAGCUGUCACAACACACAUACGGAUUUGUGAUAUUACAGUUCUCUUUGCAUUUUGCGAUAGUGGAGGUGUAUUACGUGUGUAGUUGUUAAUCACACAAGUCCGUCUGUAAAAUUUGGUGUACCUGUUGACGCCGCGAAGGGGAUUCACCAAGUACACACAUUUUUGAAGGAUUCGACGUGUCGGCAGUACUAUUCAUAUUUGAAUAGGGCUGUUCGAGGAGCGGAGUGUGAGUUUUGAAGUGUUGUGUAUUGCUAUUAUUUCAAUGAGAUUGUGCAAUGAUUGUAGUGUUAUUUUGCGGUAGUAUCAGUUUGACCACUUCGUAGAUACAUUUUUCUUGAUUUUGAACUACCGACGUGGAUUAAUGUCGCCGAUAUUGGAGUACCUGAGAGAUGUAUUUUCAUUUGUUUGAGUGCUUGUGUUAGGGAUUCGCAAGCAGCUUUUCAUACGACGGUGGACUGUGGUAGAAAUUUCAAGAGUUUGUUCAGGAAAAGGUUGUGUUUGAUUAAGCUGUUUCCCUUGUCCACGACGUAUUUUGUGAACCAUGUACGCGAUCGACAUCGUGACAGCACUCCUCCAUGCGGAAGUAGAAGCCGGCAACUUGCAAGGUGUCAUGGAAAUGUUGGCGAGAGGAGCAGACGUCGAAGCCGCAGACUUGUUCAAGGUACGACCGAUACAUAUCGCUGCCGAACAGGGCCAUUUGGACAUUCUUAAAACACUUAUAACACGAGGUUGUAAUGUAAAUGCACAGGCGUCCGUCCCAACUCCAAUGUCGAAGAAAUUGGAGCGGGGCAUGACGCCGUUACAUAUAGCAGCUAAAAAUGCUAACCCGAACCUCGCGCUCACUUUGAUUGAUGCCGGCGCUAAUGUGAACGCCAAGAGUAGCUCCGGAGUGUUUCCGCUGCACGUUGCAGCGCAGAACGGCCGUUUGCCCAUAGUGGAAGCGUUGGUUUCUGCGAAUGCAGACGUAAAUGCUGAGGACGACAAAAAACAUACUCCUUUAUUUUGUGCUGCGGCGCAGAAUUUUGAAGACGUAGCCAGAUUUCUUAUACUACAGGGUGCUGUUAUAAAUGCUAGAAAUUCAGACCGUUCGACACCAUUGCAUUUCGCAGCAGAAAAGGGAAAUAUUAACAUAACAAAGCUGCUGAUCCAGAACGAGGCUGAGAUUAAUGCAAAGAAUUUGGCAGGCAUUACCCCAUUGCAUGCGGCCACACAUAACAGACAGUCUGCAGUAAGUCAGUUUUUGAUUAACUGUGGAGCAGAUGUGAAUGAAAGAGAUGACGUGGGCUGGAGGACUCCUUUGCAUAACACAGCACAGAGCGGAUACCCAGCAGAAACCGCCAGACUUUUGAUUGCGAAAGGAGCUAACGUGAAUGCAAGGGACAGGACUGGAAUAACACCCUUGAACCUUGCUGCAAUGUACGAUUCCGUUGAUAUAACGAACAUCCUGAUCGAGAAUAAAGCUGACGUUAAUGCCACUGACGAUCGAAAGUGGACAUCAUUGCACAGUGCAGCUGUUACAGGCUGUUUGGAUACUAUAAAAAUUCUUAUCGCCAAUGGUGCUGAAGUUAAUGCGAGGACUUGCGAGCAGACAACAGCAUUGCAUUUCGCAGCAAUCUACCGGCAUGCCGACGUAGUUAAAUAUCUUUUGGCUAAAGGAGCCGAAGUUAAUGUAACUGAUAACAAAAACUGUACGCCACUUCAUUUAGCAGCAGAAGACGGUUCUCUCCGAAAGUCGGAACAAUGUCGUGCACAGGGCCGAGAUUCGAAACUAAAUACCGUGAAAACUCUCAUUGAAAAUGGAGCAGAUAUAAAUGCCAAACGAAACAAUGAUGAAACAGCUCUGCACCUAGCUGUAAAGGCCAACGAUCCGGUAGUUGCUCGGUGCCUGUUAGAGAAUGGUGCAUAUUACGAUGCGAAGGCCUUGUCUCAGUUUGGUAACUUUACCGUUUCAGAGAUUGCUGCGAAACAAAGAAACGAGAACAUAAGCGCUGUAUUGCACACAAUCGGAAAGCUGUUUCAAGCAGUGAAAACAGCUAACUGCGCUGAAAUUGAAAAAUGUGUUCAAGAAGGGGCACCAGUCAACAGCAGAAGUAUCAAGUAUGAAACAUCACUUACGUAUGCAUGUUGGAAAGGACAGUUAGCCGUUGUUAAUGUUUUGCUUAAGAAUGGGGUUGAUAUUAAUCUCAGCAACAGUAAUGGCAUUACUCCUUUACAUUAUGCAGCAAAAUUUGGACAUCAUGAAAUAUUGUGCACCUUACUGAAACACGGUGCAGUGUAUAAUGCCAAAACCAAAACGGGCAAAAAAACACCUCUACAUUUCGCCCAAGAAGGAGGAAAUAAAGAAGUUUCAGAGACUCUAAAACUGAUUAGAAGUAUGUUUACCAGAAUAAGGAAAAAGGAUAAUACGGUGCUAAAAGAGUUAAAUGAAUUGAAGGGCACACAAUAUGCCGAAUUUCUUGCCAUAAAAAACUGCAAAAAUAUAAAUAAAGAAACUCUGACACAAAUAGCUUCAAAAAAUGGGUAUGAGGAACUUUGUAAAUUGUUGUGUGAUUUGUAAUAAUGUAGAGUGCUUCGUUAUUACUCAUUUUAAUAGAGUAGAUUAUUUUGUUAUUACUCAUUUAUGGCAGUGAAUGAUUUGACUGAAGUAGUUCAAGUUUCAUGACUUGAUAUUGAUUUCCUGAGAUUUUGUACUCUGUCAAGGGAUAUUUUAGUGUCCUGUAAUCUAUAAAGUGUUUAAACAACAUUAAGGUUUGAAAAUCUGGUAUUGCUUAUCAGAUUGGUAUGAAUGCCCCUAAGCAUCAGUAUUCAUGUUAAUAUUUACCACAAAGCAUUUUCUGAUGUAAAGCACUUCAGAAGCUUAAAGUCUAGAUUCAUGCAUAAAUUUUCAAAAUAUUAGUGUUUUUAUUAGAGAACUGAUACAGUCUUAUGUAUUGUUCCUGUGUAUGUUUAAUGUUCUCUCUCACUUCACUGUUAGAAGCAUGUGAAAAUAAUUAGUAUGUUAAAUAUUUCUUUACAGCCCCACAAUGCAUGUGAUUUUCUAACAGUGCCUCAGUUAAUCACUCCAUUAAUUGUGCAAAACAUGUUCAUAUGUUGGCAUUUAAGAAUGUAUGAAGUUUGAUGUUUAAACUGUAUUUAAAAUAAUAAAAAUACAUGCCCUGUAUUGAAAUAUGAAUGUGUAAUUCUGUACCGUUAUAUACUCUAGCUACUACUUAUGACUUGUACGGAUCUGACAUUGAAAAUAGGUACAGUGUCCAUAAUUAUACAAUUAGGAACUGCGAUUCAGGUGUAGAUAACUACAGUAGUAAUCAGAAUUGAAAUUAACAAGAA
Schistocerca serialis cubense is the source of this 3511-nucleotide messenger RNA. Its product is annotated as ankyrin-1-like. Lineage: Eukaryota; Metazoa; Arthropoda; Insecta; Orthoptera; Acrididae. The coding region runs from base 726 to 2741 and encodes 671 amino acids. Gene Ontology annotation, molecular function: protein binding. The transcript has a single exon. The record is from RefSeq and is a predicted model, not a curated record.